Messenger RNA from Lutra lutra (Eurasian river otter), 2989 nucleotides. RefSeq names its product clathrin interactor 1 (gene CLINT1). Bases 189 to 2120 code for a protein of 643 amino acids. Gene Ontology annotation, biological process: endocytosis. The record is from RefSeq and is a predicted model, not a curated record. The transcript is spliced from 12 exons. Gene Ontology annotation, molecular function: phospholipid binding; clathrin binding. NCBI's taxonomy places the organism in Eukaryota, Metazoa, Chordata, Mammalia, Carnivora, Mustelidae. Gene Ontology annotation, cellular component: clathrin vesicle coat; plasma membrane; endosome.
CUCUGCCCCCGCGUCUCGACGUGUCACCGGCGGCGCCGCUGCUGUGGCAAGAGAAGGACCUAACUGGGGGAGUUCGAGGCGGCGGGCGGCGGCAGCGACCCCGGCCUGGAUCUGCCCCGUCACGGAAGUGUCCCGGGGUCCGUGGGGAGUAGGGGAGGAAGGCGGCGGCUCGGCCCGCACGGGGCACAAUGUUGAACAUGUGGAAGGUGCGGGAGCUGGUGGACAAAGCCACCAAUGUGGUUAUGAAUUAUUCAGAGAUCGAGUCUAAGGUUCGAGAAGCAACGAAUGACGAUCCUUGGGGACCUUCUGGGCAACUCAUGGGAGAGAUUGCCAAGGCUACAUUUAUGUAUGAACAAUUUCCAGAACUUAUGAACAUGCUUUGGUCACGAAUGUUAAAAGAUAACAAAAAAAAUUGGAGAAGAGUUUACAAGUCAUUGCUGCUUCUAGCUUACCUCAUAAGGAAUGGAUCAGAGCGUGUUGUUACAAGUGCCAGAGAACACAUUUAUGAUUUGCGAUCCCUGGAAAAUUACCACUUUGUAGAUGAGCAUGGCAAGGAUCAAGGUAUAAAUAUUCGCCAGAAGGUGAAAGAAUUGGUUGAAUUUGCCCAGGAUGACGACAGGCUUCGUGAGGAGCGAAAGAAAGCAAAGAAGAACAAAGACAAAUAUGUUGGGGUUUCCUCAGACAGUGUUGGAGGAUUCAGAUACAGCGAAAGAUAUGAUCCUGAACCCAAAUCAAAAUGGGAUGAAGAGUGGGAUAAAAACAAGAGUGCUUUUCCAUUCAGUGAUAAAUUGGGUGAACUGAGUGAUAAAAUUGGAAGCACAAUUGAUGACACCAUCAGCAAGUUCCGGAGGAAAGACAGAGAAGACUCUCCAGAAAGAUGCAGCGACAGUGAUGAGGAAAAGAAAGCAAGAAGAGGCCGAUCUCCCAAAGGUGAAUUCAAAGAUGAAGAGGAGACUGUGACGACAAAGCAUAUCCAUAUCACACAGGCCACAGAGACCACCACAACCAGACACAAGCGCACAGCAAAUCCUUCUAAAACCAUUGAUCUUGGAGCAGCAGCACAUUACACAGGGGACAAAGCAAGUCCAGAUCAGAAUGCUUCCACUCAUACACCUCAGUCUUCACUUAAGACUUCAGUGCCUAGCAGCAAGUCAUCUGGUGACCUUGUUGAUCUAUUUGAUGGCACCAGCCAAUCAACAGGAGGAUCAGCUGAUUUAUUUGGAGGAUUUGCUGACUUUGGCUCAACUGCUGCAUCAGGCAGUUUCUCUUCCCAAGUUACAGCGACAAGUGGGAAUGGAGACUUUGGUGACUGGAGUGCCUUCAACCAAGCCCCAUCAGGCCCUGGUGCCUCCAGUGGUGAGCUCUUUGGCAGUGCCUCACAGCCAGCUGUGGAACUUGUCAGUGGCUCUCAACCAGCUUUAGGCCCACCUCCAGCUGCCUCAAAUUCUUCAGACCUAUUUGAUCUUAUGGGUUCAUCCCAGGCAACUAUGACAUCUUCCCAGAGUAUGAAUUUCUCUAUGAUGAGCACUAAUACUGUAGGCCUGGGGUUGCCCAUGUCAAGAUCACAGCCUUUGCAAAAUGUUAGCACAGUGCUGCAGAAGCCUAAUCCUCUCUAUAAUCAGAAUACAGAUAUGGUCCAGAAACCAGUCAGCAAAACCCUGCCCUCUACUUGGUCUGACCCCAGUGUAAACAUCAGCCUAGACAACUUACUACCUGGUAUGCAGCCUUCCAAACCCCAGCAACCAUCUCUCAAUACAAUGAUUCAACAGCAGAAUAUGCAACAGCCUAUGAAUGUGAUGACCCAAAGCUUUGGAGCUGUGAACCUCAGUUCUCCAUCAAACAUAAUUCCUGUCCGGCCCCAAACUAACCCUUUGAUGGGGGGACCCAUGCCUAUGAGCAUGCCCAGUGUGAUGACUGGCACCAUGGGAAUAGCGCCUCUUGGAAACACUCCAAUGAUGAACCAGAGCAUGAUGGGCAUGAACAUGAACAUGGGGAUGUCAGCUGCUGGGAUGGGCCUCACAGGCACAAUGGGAAUGGGCAUGCCCAACUUAGCCAUGACUUCUGGAACUGUGCAACCCAAGCAAGAUGCCUUUGCAAAUUUUGCCAACUUUAGCAAAUGAGAAAUGGUAAAGGAGCAGAUUGAAUGAAGGAUUUUUAGUGGUGAAGAUAGGUGAUGUUGGGAUGGAAAAUGCUAAUCAACUCCCGUUUCUUUUAUUAAUUAGUUAAAAUAAACCUACAUAAAGAACCAAAAAAGGCUGUUUUAUAAAAGUGAAAUAUCUAGUAUUUCAGAUGACCAGGCAAGGGCACUUCAGAUGAGGCAGUCAAAAUUCUUUUUCCCAGUGAGAAUAGACCACUCGUGGGGUAGUGAGACCUUGAAAGCCUUUAUAAAUUGAAGAGCCCAUUUUAACAUCAUGAUUUGUGGGAAGACUGGAAUAGGGCUGAAUAAAUGUGUUUGAAUCUCUAAUUUUAUACUUUUCUUUUCCUGAGGAACUUGAUUUUUCUGUCCCUGAAUCGCCUUGUCAUAAUUGGGUCUGUUCCUUUUACUACCACUCUUGAGUCCAUAAAUGAAAUCAUUAAAGUUGGAUGAUCAGUUUUUUAUAAAAAUAUAUAUUUUUGUCCAAAAAAAGGCAUACAUAUGUGAUUAUGGCUAAAUCAAAGGUAACUGGAAUGUAUAUACUUUUGCUAAUGUUCCAGCAACUCUGCUAUUCCUAUUAUACUAUUCCAAAUUUUUAUUAUAACGAAACCUCUUCAAGCGACUUGUGAUAGCUAUGGGACUUUUCCCAUAUCUUCUGCUAUAAUUAUCCUUUGCAGAACGAGGAAAAAAUAUUUUUUUUUCAGGACUGCUCUCUGGUUUCCUUUAAAAGAAAAAAAACAAUCCUCCAGUAUUUUUGUUUGUUUUUAGCAGUCAUUAUUUACAAUUUGCAGUGGUUAACUUGGCAAGGCUUCCUUCCGUGUUUAUCCCUGUAGCCACCACUUCUUAGGAACAGUC